AUGCCCGUCCUCCUCCCUACAGAACUCAUCGAUCACAUCAUCCACCAAGCGGUUCACACUGGACAAUCACAUCCCAAGGGGACAUCAUCCAUUGCACUCCUAUCACAUCGUUAUCGCACCGUUUCACAUAGGGAGCGCUUCUCCUCAGUUGCGUUCAUGGACUGGCCGACCGAUUACAACAAAGGCAAAUUUAUAUUUCGUAUACUUGGACUGGCCAAACUCAUAGCCGAGUCUAUCCAAUACCCCAGGAUGCGCGGUGUACACACAUUUAUCACAUCAUUCUCACUCAUUGCAUGGCCCUAUAGAGACAUCCUCAAUGACACAUUGCAAAUCUCACAAUCCUUGAUCACAAUCCUUGACAACCUGUUCCGCGACCCGUCGUCACUAUCAUCCACCCCGUAUCGCACUCUGACGCUAAGGACACCGCGUGGAUGGCCCAACGACAAGGCUCUAGCUGCUUCACUUCGCUCUAUGAUCAAAACAUCGUACAUCAACGCCCUUUACGUGAACGACCGCUCAGGUUUGCCGUGUGAUAUCAUCCUCGGAUCCAACAUUGAACAUCUAACUAUCGAACACGGCUUUUACUUGGACAGGAAACUCAACACGCUCACCGUCUCAUACUUGAGGAAAAUAGACAAAGAAACACCGCCAAUAACACCCAUCGGAUUCUUCCAACACGAGGAUCCACCACCGCUUCUCGAAAAAUUCACUUUGAAAAUAACAUUAUUCAACUCUUUUCCACCUCCCUUCGGCUCACCGGAGGAUGACCUCAAGAGCGCCAUACAAGAAAAACACGAAAUCUCACAAUGGGACAAGCACCUAUCUUCCCUAAAACCACUAUGCAAUCUUCACAUAAUCACGGCAGACGUGCUCAUUCGACGCCUUGUAUUCUUUCCUGGAGAGAUUCAGUGCUACCCAAACUGGAAAGAUACAUGGUGCCCCUACUUUUCCGAUGCAUUUGUGAAGUGCAAUAGGGUGUAUAAGGCUGUACAUGUGACAGUGCGCGCGGACACGAUCUUGCAUGCAAAAGUCAAGAAUCCAGAACAUUAUUACCGGGCUUUCUGCAAGUCAAGAUAA
This is a messenger RNA of Psilocybe cubensis, 1077 nucleotides long. RefSeq lists its product as uncharacterized. The record is from RefSeq and is a predicted model, not a curated record. Bases 1 to 1077 code for a protein of 358 amino acids. The transcript is spliced from 2 exons. NCBI's taxonomy places the organism in Eukaryota, Fungi, Basidiomycota, Agaricomycetes, Agaricales, Agrocybaceae.